AGUCUGUUUGCUAUCAUUUAGCUUAUUGUUUCUUGCUUGGGGAAAAUGUUUCUAUGAUGAAUGGUGAGGAUGGCAGCGGAUCCAGUGUUGCGGAAGUUAGCAUCAAAUGCUGGCGGUUCAGGAACGCGAGCCUGGCUAGGAGGACUCCCAGGGGUUCAGCUUGAUUCCCAGAGUCGGCGUGCAGUUGUGGUGGUCCCCACCACAGGCGAGGAGGCUAGAUUGUACUUGACAUCACUUAGAGCUGUAGGAGCACAUAAUGCGGUCAAUGCAGGCACUGCAGCUUUGCUUGCAAUGUCAUUAGAUGUUGGCAUCACAGGAAAAACUAUCCAAGAUGCGAUUUGUCAGCUACAGCCACCUCCUCACCGGAUGGAAAUCGUUUUCCAGGAUGACAAAAAUGUAACUUGGAUCAACGACAGCAAAGCGACCAAUGUCGACGCGGCAGUGGUUGGGAUAAAUGGGAUUGUCGGUAGAAAGGCGGUUGUCCUUCUUGGAGGCCUAGGAAAGCCUGUGAGUACAUCAGAGGAUGGAGUAGUGCGAUAUGGUUUUGGGCGUCUUGCGUCUGCUCUUGCACCUCACCGGGCUGUUGUUGCGUUCGGCGCACAAGGAAAGUCUGUCCAGGAGGAGUUAUGCGCUGCGGGUGUCACUCUGCCAAUCGAGCGGGAGGAGACAAUGGUGGCAGCAGUUGAGCGAGCAGGGCGACUUGUUGAGCCAGGUGAUGUUGUGUUGCUGAGCCCGGCGUGUGCCAGCUUUGACGAGUUCAAUGACUUCACUCACAGAGGUAGAGUGUUUGCUGAGCUUGCAAACGGCUCGUCAAAAAACUAGUUGCUUAGAGCAAGCAACCAAGCUAAGGGAGGCAGUGACGUAAGCUAUCUAGGAAAGCUAGCUAAUGACGAAACUGAGCUAAGCAGAUUUACUACGAUCAUAAGCUAGCUAAUAAGCCAUCUAAGGAAACUAGCUAAUCGUAACGCUAAGGAAACAAAGGAAACUAGCUAAUGACAUAAGCUAGCUAAUGACAAAAGUAAGCUAAGGCAACUAGCUGAUGACGUAAGCCAGCUAUGAACGCUAACUAAUCCAAAGCUAGUGGAACAAACUGGGAAACAAGCUAGCUUAAUCAUCGUUUGUUUUGACAUGUACGUUGGCAUCUGCUGUUUCGACAUUGGUCAGCGAUCAGUCAUCGUCUUUCUUGUGGUGGACCUCAAUUGUCCUGGCCUGCCAAGUACGGAUCUAUACAAUGAGCAAGGCGACAGUAGUCACAGAUCUCUCCAGGACAUUUCAGGCUCCUCUUUGGACAGGAAAGGAUGGGCAGAAAGUUUGGAAGAGAGGCAGACCGAGGCACGGGGGGAGAGAGAGAGAGAGAGAGAGAGAGAGAGAGAGAGAGAGAGAGAGAGAGAGAGAGAGAGAGAGAGAGAGAGAGAGAGAGACGUGGGGAGGAGUGAGAAAGAGAGAAAGCAUGGGGCCUCGCGCCACUACUCUCGACUCAUCUCGAGAAUCCAGAGUCAAUCUUGAGUUGUCAGACUUGAUUUCAAGAGAAAUGGACGCCUUGUUCCACAUUACUCUCUACACAAUAACUCUCGAUCGCAAUAUUCUCGAGAGACUUCCAAUUUCCUUCUUCUGAACACAUGACGGUAAGGAAAAAAGAACAAAAAAAUAGAAAAGAAAAUGACAGCUGGGUCCCAGUGCACCGCUCACUGUCGACAAUCAAGGAUUCAAGGCUGGAAGAGGACCAUCAGUUUUCGAGAGUGUGGAGACUUUCGAGAGGCAUCUCAGAGGAAUCUUUCUGACAGCUCUCAAAUUUUGAGAGUUUUCGACCGAGGGUCAAGUGGAGCAGAGGGCCACUCGACGAAAAACAUAAAGAGUGGCAGAGCGAGGCCAUGAGCAGAGUAGGCAGCUGCAUGGACAUAACUGUAGUUGUGCAGAUCUCAUGGUCACCUGUGAGGAACCUGUAUGUAGAAAUUUCAAAUUUAUGACCGAAAAAAAAUUGUCACCUUUGUUUAACAGUUCUAUCUUUGGCAACAGUUCAGGAGAUUGAGUGCCCCCCCCCCCUUCACCUGCCUUUACCCAGAGUGAAUGAGGAAAGGGAGCAAAGGGCCCAGUGGUAGACUGGGGAAAAGGGUUAGAAGGAGGGAUGGGGGUUGAAGGGGGCGAGAGGGGAUGGGAGAGUGCAGAUUUGGCACCAGGUUAUGGGUUCUCGAAUCAAGCGCCCCCGAAUGG
Chara braunii is the source of this 2211-nucleotide messenger RNA. Lineage: Eukaryota; Viridiplantae; Streptophyta; Charophyceae; Charales; Characeae. The record is from the annotation of a GenBank genome assembly.